This is a messenger RNA of Aspergillus tubingensis, 801 nucleotides long. RefSeq names its product DUF5315 domain-containing protein. The transcript has a single exon. Lineage: Eukaryota; Fungi; Ascomycota; Eurotiomycetes; Eurotiales; Aspergillaceae. The record is from RefSeq and is a predicted model, not a curated record. The coding region runs from base 1 to 801 and encodes 266 amino acids.
AUGGACCCUCCACUCAGAAUGGAUCCCAAAAUGGAUCCUAAAAUGGACACCAGGAAGAUAAGUGCCCAGCGUCUUCCCCCGCCUGUCCUCUUCCAAGGCCCGCCGUCACAUAAUGCCUCCAACCUCUCUCUUCCCCCGCCGGUAUCCGCUGUUCCGACGACGGGAGCCUCUCCGCGGCCGCCUCUGCAGCGCAAUCGCUCCUCCCGGGCAGGAACCCUCGAGGCUCCAGGGUCCCUCUCGCCAUUCCUGACUCGCAAACAGUCUAAGGGGGAGGUGGACGGUUCCGAAGCCAUAUGGCAGGAGAUGCAGAGCGCAUUGUCCGAGGUCGAGCUGAGCGCGGCAACGGGCGAACAUGUCUUUGGGGAGAAACACUCCGAGGCGUUGGAAGAUCUCCGGACAAAACAGCUGAAGCUUGCGCAGGCGUGGGCGCGCAGCGAAGCCGGGGAUGAGGUUGUGGAAACAAAAGGUGCUGCCGCUGCUGCUGCGGCCACGGCAAAGAGUAAUGCGUCGCUGCGACCAGCGUCGCGAAGCACGGCUGGACCGGGUGAUUCUGCUAUUCCUGAGGAUGGCUCCUCGCGGAAUCUGGAUGAGGAGACGGAAAAGGAUAUUCUUCUCGCGCGAGAGAGACGGGAAGCUAAUGAUCGAUACUUUGAUCGGGUUAAUAAUGGUGUCUUGGAUGUGGUGGCUAAGCUGGAGGAAGUCGCUCAGGCUAUGCGCGCGGUGGAAAGAGAGAGCAAAGACAUCUGGAGUGAUACUGAUAGCAUGAGUACCACGACGCAGACCACGACUGAUACUGGGUGA